CCCGCCGGCAUGGCUGUGGUCAACCCCGUGCCCAAACUCUACAGAUCGGUCAUUGAAGAUGUAAUUGAAAGAGUGCGGAAUCUCUUUGCUGAAGAAGGUAUAGAGGAACAAGUCUUGAAGGACUUGAAGCAGCUCUGGGAAACCAAGGUUCUACAGUCGAAAGCAACCGAGGACUUCUUCAGGAGCAACGUGCAGUCCUCUCUCUUCACCCUGCAGCUGCCCCACGGCUUACACCAAACGUUGCAAACGUCAACAGCGUCUUUAGUUGUUCCUGCUGGCAGAACGAUUCCCAAUUUUACCACAGCAGAACUGGGCACUUCAAACUCCAGUGCAAACCUUACUUUUCCUUCCAGUAUUGGCUAUCCUAUCCACGUACCAGCUGGGGUGACGCUGCAAACUGCAUCUGGCCACCUUUAUAAAGUCAAUGUACCAGUGAUCGUGACGCAGACCCCUGGACUAGCGAGCGCCCCUCAGCACCCUCUUCAUCAGCUGUUCCAGCCUUUCGGGCCGCCCUCAGUCAUACAGACCGGCAUUCCGCAGUUGAGCCCAUCAGCGCUCCAAGUGACUACUGAAAAAUCACAGAGGCUGGACACUGUGUUCCCACAGCCCACUCUGCUACAGUCCGGGAUAGCGGAUAGGAAACACCUAGGAAACGUCACCACUGACAUAUUUGUGCCGCCUGGAAAUGAGCACAGAAUCAUGUCGGAAGCAUUGUUGAGCCAGCAGGAAAGCCCUCAGUACAUCAGUCUCCCAGGUGUUGUGUUUGCCCCGCAGAUCCCUCCGAUCGACGCGAACGUGGAGCCAGCGCUCGGUGUUUCCACCAGCACGACGCCAACCCUGCAUGGUGGGCCCUUUGCGACAGGCCCCCAGGGGGCUGUGCACCAACACACACCUAAUGCGCAGUGUUGUGUUCUUAAAAAUAGGAUGGAUGGAUGUGACUCUGUACAGGAGCCGAGACACACAGAGGAGCCUGUCAGCCUACCGAUUUCCAAGAAGCAAUCUAAUUCUCAGAUGGAUUUACAUAUUCCAGCCAUUGAUGAUGAUAUCAAUGAAAUCAUUCAAAUCGAUGGAACUGGAGAUACAUCUUCCAGUGAAGAAGUGGGAAGUACAAGAGAUGUCGAUGAGGCUGACUUUCCAGGGACUGCUGAUGGGGAAGAU
This is a messenger RNA of Echinops telfairi (small Madagascar hedgehog), 1158 nucleotides long. It is a transcript of the gene GTF2A1L, whose product is annotated as general transcription factor IIA subunit 1 like. NCBI's taxonomy places the organism in Eukaryota, Metazoa, Chordata, Mammalia, Afrosoricida, Tenrecidae. The record is from RefSeq and is a predicted model, not a curated record. The annotation marks the transcript as partial. Gene Ontology annotation, biological process: transcription by RNA polymerase II; transcription initiation at RNA polymerase II promoter. The transcript is spliced from 7 exons. Gene Ontology annotation, cellular component: transcription factor TFIIA complex.